Apis florea (little honeybee) is the source of this 1471-nucleotide messenger RNA. RefSeq names its product ubiquitin-conjugating enzyme E2 W. NCBI's taxonomy places the organism in Eukaryota, Metazoa, Arthropoda, Insecta, Hymenoptera, Apidae. The record is from RefSeq and is a predicted model, not a curated record.
GCAAUAUUAUCCUAUAUUGUGUGUUCGCCUCAGUAUGUGGGAAUGGUUGUCAAAUUUAACUAAUUUACGUAGGUCAUCGCUACGUAUUUUACAACUAUCGUACUACCUCUUUUUUUAACUUAUGAUGAUAUAAUACAAAAUUUGGAAAAAAUGCUAAACGUUCUUGUUGCAGCAACUUUACAUUCUUAAAUCGAGAAAUGAAUAAAGCAAGUAAUUCAUGUAUGUUGCAAUGAGCGAUAAAACGACAAUGGCGGCAAUGUCCCCAUCGAAGCGAAGAUUACAGAAAGAAUUAACAUCUUUAAUACGUGAACCUCCACCAGGUGUACAUGUAGAUGAAGAUCUUACUAGUCAAAAUUUAACGCAAUGGAUUGUUCACAUGGAAGGUGCAAAAGGCACCUUAUAUGAAGGCGAACAAUUUCAACUGCAAUUUAGAUUCAGUUCCAAAUAUCCAUUUGACUCACCAGAAGUGACUUUUAUAGGUGGAAAUAUACCAAUACAUCCACAUAUUUACAGCAAUGGCCACAUAUGCUUAUCCAUUUUAACUGAAGAUUGGUCUCCAGCUUUGAGUGUACAAAGCAUUUGUUUAAGUAUUGUAUCAAUGUUGAGUAGUUGUAAAGAGAAGAAAAGGCCACCUGAUAAUUCUUUUUAUGUAAAAACAUGUAGUAAAAAUCCAAAGAAAACAAAAUGGUGGUAUCAUGAUGACAAUGUGUAACAGCAAUUGCGAAAGCUAUAAACAACUUGUCUAUGUGCAGUUAUAGCUGGACCAAGUGGAGUGACAGUUUUUGUGUCUUAAAGUAAUUACUAAAAUUUCAUAGAUAAAAUUGCUGAAUUAACUUUAUCAUAUAUUUAAAGAAUUAGGUGCAUAAGUUAGAAAACAAAAAAACAAAGGCUGCAUUUCACUUAUUAUUAUAAUAAAAAAGUGAUGUAAAAUGUGUGAGUUAUGAAGUUAAAUUAUUAUUGUUAUUAUAAAAGAUACAUAUUAUCUCACUCAGUUAAAUAGAAAAAACAUAAAUUAUAAAAUAUAAAAAUGCAGCCAAGAAAAGUGCACACAUGAUAUUAACAAGCAAAGAUGUUUCAUUAUUUAUGUAGAAAGUGCACUUUAAGAUGAUAUCAAAUUAAUAUAUUACAGUAAUCACUAUUAAAAUAGUAUCAUUAAAGAUAUAAAAUGUUAUUACAUUUGUUAUUGUGUUAUUUAAUAUUCAUCUCUCACUGUAUUAUUUACUUAGGUGAAAAAUAUAAGUAAUUAUUUUAAUUAAAUAUUAUAGUGUGCAAUCUAAAUUAAUUAUAAACAAGUACAUACAAUUUAAAUGUAUAGUAUUAUUUAAUUCUACACAAUCAUUUUUGGAGGCAAUCAAGAUGUUAAUCACUAUUUUUUAAAUCAAAAUAUUUUAAAUCGACUAUGUUGCACAUAAUAUCAUUAAAACUCUGAAAUGUACUAUUAUUGAUCAAUAAAAUUCAUCCUUUUAUAGAA